This is a messenger RNA of Tarenaya hassleriana, 1454 nucleotides long. Its product is annotated as glycerate dehydrogenase HPR, peroxisomal-like. Gene Ontology annotation, molecular function: hydroxypyruvate reductase (NADH) activity; NAD binding; glyoxylate reductase (NADPH) activity. NCBI's taxonomy places the organism in Eukaryota, Viridiplantae, Streptophyta, Magnoliopsida, Brassicales, Cleomaceae. The record is from RefSeq and is a predicted model, not a curated record. Gene Ontology annotation, cellular component: cytosol.
CACUAUCCUCAAACCUCAAACACUGUCUCUCGCAUCACGCAAAACUGACCGUCGGAUCUUCCGACCACAGAUUCCUGCUGGUGUUGCGGUGCACCCAAGCACAACGUAUAACUGCCCCAAAACUGGGAUUUAAAGAAGGCUCUGCUUCUGACCAUUGCUUCUUGUUCUGUCAAAGUAACAAAGCCCUGCAAUGGCGAAACCGAUGGCCAUCGAAGUGUACAACCCCAAUGGCAAGUACAGAGUCAUCAGCACGAAACCCAUGCCGGGCACUCGCUGGAUCAAUCUCUUGAUCGAGCAAGACUGUCGCCUCGAGAUAUGCCAUCAAAAGAAGACGAUCUUGUCCGUUGAGGAUAUCGUGUCCCUGAUCGGAAACAAGUGUGAUGGUGUCAUCGGACAGUUAACGGAAGAUUGGGGGGAGACUCUGUUUGCCGCUCUGAGCGGAGCUGGAGGGAAGGCUUUCAGUAAUAUGGCCGUCGGUUAUAACAACGUCGACGUAGAUGCUGCCAACAAGUACGGAAUCGCUGUCGGUAACACUCCGGGGGUGCUGACAGAAACCACGGCCGAGCUUGCGGCUUCGCUCUCUCUGGCCGCCGCAAGAAGAAUAGUGGAAGCUGAUGAGUUCAUGAGGGCCGGGUUAUACGAUGGAGAUGGAUGGCUCCCCCAUCUGUUCGUGGGGAACUUGCUUAAAGGACAGACUGUUGGAGUGAUUGGAGCUGGCCGUAUCGGAUCUGCUUAUGCCAGAAUGAUGGUCGAAGGGUUCAAAAUGAAUUUGAUUUACUACGAUCUCUACCAAGCCACUCGUCUAGAGAAGUUUGUGACCGCGUACGGAGAAUUCUUGAAAGCAAACGGGGAACAAGCAGUGACAUGGAAACGAGCAUCAUCCAUGGAGGAGGUCCUGCAGGAAGCUGAUGUGAUAAGCCUGCACCCAGUGCUGGACAAAACCACAUACCAUCUUGUCAACAAGGAGAGGCUUGCCUUGAUGAAAAAGGAAGCAAUCCUUGUGAACUGCAGCAGAGGGCCUGUGAUCGAUGAAGCAGCUCUUGUUGAACACCUUAAACAAAACUCAAUGUUCCGAGUUGGUCUUGACGUGUUCGAGGAAGAGCCAUUCAUGAAACCAGGGCUGGCUGACAUGAAGAACGCCAUCGUCGUUCCUCACAUUGCUUCUGCAUCAAAGUGGACACGCGAAGGAAUGGCUACGCUGGCUGCUCUCAACGUCCUGGGAGGGAUAAAAGGGUAUCCGAUAUGGGGAGAUCCGAACAGAGCGGAUCCCUUCUUGAACGAAAACGACGCGCCUCCUCCAGCCUGCCCCAGCAUUGUUAACUCUAAAGCCUUGGGACUUUCCAGUUGCUAAGCUCUGAUGAAAAAGCACGCGGGAUGCUUGAGUUUUUUACUUUCCACAUGUCACUUUAUACAGUUUCUUUGUUUGUUUAACGUAAGAUCAGAUGCUCGCAUGA